This is a messenger RNA of Mugil cephalus (flathead mullet), 7470 nucleotides long. RefSeq names its product SWI/SNF related, matrix associated, actin dependent regulator of chromatin, subfamily a, member 2 (gene smarca2). Bases 300 to 5111 code for a protein of 1603 amino acids. The record is from RefSeq and is a predicted model, not a curated record. NCBI's taxonomy places the organism in Eukaryota, Metazoa, Chordata, Actinopteri, Mugiliformes, Mugilidae. Gene Ontology annotation, molecular function: ATP binding; DNA binding; ATP-dependent chromatin remodeler activity. The transcript is spliced from 34 exons. Gene Ontology annotation, cellular component: nucleus. Gene Ontology annotation, biological process: positive regulation of transcription by RNA polymerase II.
UAAAAAAAAGAAAAAAGAAAAAUUAAAAAAAAGCCCCCACUCCCCUCCCAAAAUAAAAUGAUUGACGGGUGAUCGAGCCAAUCACGGAACAGGUGGGCGGGAUUUCCCGUGACAAUGACAAAUCAGUAAUGGCGAUACAAGAAAAACUUAAAUAUGUCAGCAAAACAACACGGAGGAGGAGUGAACUUAUGGACAGCAGCAGUCAUAUUUUUGAAGAAACAUUAUAAUAAUUCCAUCUAAUUGUGCGCGGUUACAGUUCAGCUGAAAGCUGUCUGGUUCUCUCCCAGCUUAUUCAGUAGAUGUCCACCCCUUCAGAUACGUCAGGUGGUAUGUCCCAUCCUGGCCCUUCUCCUGGGGCUGGUCUCUCCCCAGGGCCCAUCUUGGGGCCCAGCCCUGGGCCAGAUCCCUCACCAGGCUCCGUUCACAGUAUGAUGGGCCCCAGCCCCGGGCCUGGAACCCCUAAUGCACCUCACGGCAUGCAAGGCCAAAGUGAUUACUCUCAGGACAGCAUGUAUCCUAUGCACAAGCCAAUGGAGGGGAUGAAUGACAAGACAAUGGCAGAGGCAAUGCACUUUGGUCACAUGAAAGGUGUGGGAAUGAGGUCUCUGCACAGUGGCAUGGGGCCUCCACAGAGUCCUAUGGACCAGCACAGCCAAGGAUACAUGUCCCCCCACCCAUCCCCCAUGGGAGUCCAUGAGCACGCUUCUAGCCCCAUGUCAGGAGGCGGAGGUGGACCUACACCGCCCCAUGUGCCUCCCACACAGUCAGGCCCUAUGAUGUCCAUGGAAUCACAAGGAGGCAUGUCCAACAUGUCCAACAUGUCAAACAUGUCCAACAUGUCCAACAUGGGUCAGCAGGGUCGAGGUCCUUCUGCUUUUAGUCCGGUCCAGCUGCAGCAGCUCAGAGCUCAAAUCCUGGCCUACAAGAUCUUGGGCCGUGGGCAACCGCUGCCUGAAAACCUCCAGCUGGCUGUGCAGGGCAAAAGGAGCCUACCCACAAUGCAACAGCAACCACAACCACAACAACAGCAGCAGCAGCAGCAGCAGCAGCAACAGCAGCAGCAGCAAGCACCUAGUGCCAGUCCUUACAACAGGCCCCCAGGAAUGCCGAUGGGACCUAUGGGUGGUCCCCAGACAAGUCCCCACCCAACCCCGGCCAUGCCAGGACACAAUCAAAGCACAGGACCCAAGCCUUGGACUGAUGGUCAGGGUAGUGACAAUCAAGCUAAUGCUCAGAAGCACCUGACCUCCGUUGCCAGUGGCCGCCCGUCCCCUGCACCACCUCAGGUCUCCUCUGUGCCAGCUGGGCCCAUACCAGGAGGCUCAGGAACCCCUCAGCCUCCCGGGCAGCAGGCCUCCCCGAUGCUCCAGAUGCAGCAAAAGCAGAACCGCAUCACACCAAUUCAGAAGCCCCAGGGCUUGGACCCGGUGGGAAUCUUGCAAGAGAGAGAGUAUAGGUUGCAGGCUCGGAUUGCACAUCGAAUCCAGGAACUUGAAAGUCUGCCCGGCUCCCUGCCUCCUGACCUGAGAACUAAAGCCACGGUGGAACUCAAGGCACUUCGUCUGCUCAACUUCCAGCGACAGCUGAGACAAGACGUGGUGGCGUGUAUGAGGAGAGACACAACCCUGGAGACGGCCCUCAACUCCAAGGCUUACAGACGCAGCAAGCGGCAGACGCUGAGGGAGGCCCGCAUGACGGAGAAGCUGGAGAAGCAGCAGAAGCUCGAGCAGGAGAAGAAGCGGCGGCAGAAACAUCAGGAAUAUCUCAACAGUAUCCUCCAGCACGCUAAGGACUUCAAAGAGUAUCACCGCUCAGUGUCUGGUAAAAUCCAGAAACUCACCAGAGCCAUCGCCAACUGGCACACCAACACAGAGCGGGAACAGAAGAAAGAGACUGAGAGAAUUGAGAAGGAGAGAAUGAGGAGACUUAUGGCAGAAGAUGAGGAGGGCUAUAGAAAACUAAUCGACCAAAAGAAAGACAAGCGUCUGGCCUAUUUGCUGCAGCAGACAGAUGAAUACGUGGCCAACCUCACGACUCUGGUGUAUGAGCACAAAGCGGCUCAAGCUGCCAAGGAGAAGAAGAGGAGGAAGAAGAAAAAGAAGAAGGUGGAUGGAGAUGGUGAAGGCACCAGUGCCAUAGGACCUGAUGGAGAGCCCAUGGACGAGAGCAGCCAAAUGAGCGAGCUGCCAGUCAAAGUCAUUCAGACAGAGACUGGGAAAGUGUUGCAGGGUACGGAUGCUCCUAAAUCCAGCCAGUUGGAGGCUUGGCUCGAGAUGAACCCCGGGUACGAAGUGGCUCCGCGCUCAGACAGCGAGGAGAGCGGCUCAGAGUUUGAGGAGGAGGACGACGACGAUGUGACCAGGGCAGAAACAGAGGAGACGAAGAUCAUCGAUCCCAAUGGAGACGUAGUGACUGUGAAAGCCGCCAAGCACAUCAUAGAGUCGGCCAAGCAGGAUGUGGAUGAUGAGUACAGUGUUCCAACUGGGCAAACCUCCUCCCAGUCUUACUAUGGAGUCGCUCACGCUGUCAUCGAGAGGGUAGAGAGGCAGUCGUCACUGCUGAUCAACGGUUUGCUCAAGCAGUACCAGAUCCAAGGGCUGGAGUGGAUGGUCUCCCUGUACAACAACAAUCUGAACGGCAUCCUGGCUGAUGAAAUGGGACUCGGCAAAACCAUCCAAACCAUCGCCCUCAUCACCUACCUGAUGGAGUACAAGAGACUCAAUGGUCCCUAUCUCAUCAUCGUUCCUCUCUCGACUUUGUCUAACUGGGUCUAUGAGCUUGACAAAUGGGCGCCCUCCGUGGUCAAAAUUGCUUACAAGGGCACCCCUGCUUUGCGUCGUGGUCUUGUUCCUCAGCUCCGCAGCGGGAAGUUCAAUGUCUUGCUGACCACCUAUGAAUACAUCAUCAAGGACAAGCACAUACUGGCCAAGAUACGUUGGAAGUACAUGAUCGUGGACGAGGGACACCGCAUGAAGAACCACCACUGCAAAUUGACUCAGGUGUUGAACACCCACUAUGUGGCUCCGCGUCGCCUCCUGCUCACCGGGACGCCGCUGCAGAACAAGCUGCCCGAGCUGUGGGCCCUGCUCAACUUCCUGCUGCCCACCAUCUUCAAGAGCUGCAGCACCUUCGAGCAAUGGUUCAACGCACCGUUCGCCAUGACGGGAGAGAGGGUCGACCUAAACGAGGAGGAGACAAUCCUGAUUAUUCGCCGUUUGCAUAAGGUGCUCCGCCCCUUCCUGCUACGCAGACUGAAGAAAGAAGUCGAGUCUCAGCUGCCGGAGAAGGUGGAGUAUGUCAUAAAGUGUGACAUGUCUGCCAUUCAGAAAGUUCUGUACCGCCACAUGCAGAAAGGCAUCCUCCUCACCGACGGCUCGGAGAAGGACAAGAAGGGCAAAGGGGGAGCGAAGACCCUGAUGAACACCAUCAUGCAGCUGAAGAAGAUCUGUAACCACCCAUACAUGUUCCAGCACAUUGAGGAAUCUUUUGCUGAGCACCUGGGUUACCCGAACGGCAUCAUCAGUGGGCCCGAUCUGUAUCGUGCUUCUGGGAAGUUUGAGCUCCUAGAUCGCAUCUUGCCGAAGCUCCAGGCCACAAACCACCGAGUCCUGCUGUUCUGUCAGAUGACCUCCCUGAUGACAAUCAUGGAGGAUUACUUCGGCUAUCGCAACUUUCAGUAUUUGCGUCUUGACGGAACCACCAAGUCUGAGGACCGUGCAGCACUGCUGAAGAAGUUCAACGAGGAAGGAUCUCAGUACUUCAUCUUCCUUCUCAGCACCAGAGCCGGCGGCCUCGGCCUCAACCUGCAAGCUGCCGACACUGUCGUCAUCUUUGACAGCGACUGGAACCCCCACCAGGACCUUCAAGCUCAGGAUCGGGCUCAUCGCAUCGGUCAGCAGAACGAGGUGCGUGUGCUUCGCCUCUGCACCGUCAACAGCGUGGAGGAGAAGAUCUUAGCGGCUGCUAAGUACAAGCUGAACGUGGAUCAGAAGGUCAUCCAGGCAGGCAUGUUCGACCAGAAGUCCUCCAGCCACGAGCGCCGCGCCUUCCUCCAGGCCAUCCUGGAGCACGAGGAGCAGAACGAGGAGGAAGACGAGGUACCUGAUGAUGAAACCCUGAACCAGAUGAUAGCUCGCAACGAAGAUGAAUUUGAGCUCUUUAUGCGCAUAGACAUGGACCGCCGCCGGGAAGAUGCCAGGAACCCCAAGCGUAAGCCCCGUCUGAUGGAGGAGGAUGAGCUGCCAUCUUGGAUCAUCAAGGAUGAUGCUGAGGUGGAGCGUCUCACCUACGAAGAAGAGGAGGAGAAGAUGUUUGGUCGAGGGUCACGCUGUCGCCGGGAUGUGGACUACAGCGACACGCUGACCGAGAAGCAGUGGCUACGGGCCAUUGAGGAUGGAAACCUGGAAGAGAUGGAGGAGGAGAUCCGCCUGAAAAAGCGCAAACGCAAGAGACGCCAGGACAAGGACUCGUCGAGCAGAGAGGACGGAGGCUCCAAGGCCAAGAAGAGACGAGGACGACCACCGGCGGAGAAGCUCUCCCCCAACCCGCCCAAACUCACCAAGCAAAUGAACACCAUCAUCGAUACAGUGAUCAACUACAGAGACGGGUCAGGAAGACAAUUAAGUGAGGUCUUUGUCCAGCUUCCCUCCAGGAAGGAACUUCCUGAGUAUUAUGAGCUGAUCAGGAAACCGGUGGACUUCAAGAAGAUUAAGGAGCGUGUGAGAAACCAUAAAUACAGGAAUGUGGGAGACCUGGAGAAGGACGUGAUGCUCCUCUGUCAAAAUGCACAGACCUUUAACUUGGAGGGAUCUCAGAUAUACGAGGACUCCAUCGUUCUUCAGUCCGUGUUUAAAAGUGCCAGACAGAAAAUCGCCAAGGAUGAAGAGAGUGACGACGACAGCGAUGAGGAUGACGACGACGACGAUGACUCAGAGGCCGAGUCUAAGUCUGUGCGGGUGAAGAUCAAGCUGAGCAGAGAAGCACGAAGCCACGACAAAGGCAAGAAGAGGCAAAGCCGGGGGAAGGCGAAGCCGGUGGUCAGCGAUGACGACAGCGACGAGGACCAGGACGAUAAUGAUCUGUCAGACAAGAGCAAAAGCGACGAUGAGUGAGGACGGAUGCGAGGACAUUGUUUAUAGCACUUAUAAACAAAAAGGAAAAAAUCUUCCAUUGCUGUUGUUCAGGUUCAUAUUCUGUAUUUUUAAAACGUUUUACUUCCUGUAUCUUUUUUUUUUUUGUGUGUGUGUGUGUGUGUGUGUGUGUCCGUAGUGUGUUAUUGUCGUCUCCCUCCCACCAGCUUGGAAAUGUAUUACUAAUAAUCAGUAACAUACAGCAAUACCAAUCCGCUUAUUUUCCUGUUUUUAAGACAGUUUUGUAGUAUAUUUUUUAACUGUGUGCUUCAACAAAGCACAAAAAAACAUUCUGUAUGAAAAAAUAACUUUCUGUAUGCGCUUUUGCUUUAUUUGUACUUGCUUGCUUGCACUUUUAAAAAAGAGAAAAAAAUCCCAAUUUGAAUGUUAAAACAUAUAUAAAUAUAAAUAUAUAUACACACACACAAACACUUUAUUCGAGGACAUCCAAGUUCACUUGGAGAGCCACUAGCUGAUGAUUAAAAAUGAAAUGGCAAUCAAGUUUUUAGAGUUUUUUGGAUUUUCACCUUGUGCAGUGCCAAAUGUGCAGCCGUAGAAACCGUUAGCUAAGCCCCGCCCACAAGCUGUGACUGUGCAAUCUUAGCUUAAUAACUGUGAAUCACUUUCUUAACGCCCGUCUUCCUUCUCUGUCUCUGCACAAAAUCCAACAGAUAGUAUGAAAUUAGUUUUAUCUGCUGGAAUGUAGAGCUGCUUCUCCGGAGAAACCUUAGCAUGUCUGGCUAAUUAGCCAACAGGGAUGGAAACUAUGGAUACUAAGAGGUCAAGAAAUCGAUUACUGAAGCCCAAGGUCACAACAUUUCAAUGGACACUUUGAUUACAACCUGUUUCAGGACAGAAACAGCCACUAGGAUGAAAAUACUACAAAGUUUAAGCAGAAGUUAGCACCAGGAGCAAUGUUUCCUAACACGAAUCACCACUGUUAUGGAACGUCUGUAUUUUAACAUAACAGAGGAUAAUCCUACAUGUAUAUUUAAGACGCUAGAUGUUUUUUUUGCUUAUAAAUGAGUCCCCUGAUAACACGGCCCUCUGUGUUGUUUUAAUACGCGGCUUCUAUUAAUCCAACUUAAGAGCAAGACGUGUGUUUUCAAGCCGGUAAAAGACGCCGCGAGCAGCACCUUAACAUUAAACUCAUAGCAACAAAUUAUUGUUUCAUCAAGUGAGUCUAAUUGGGCGUCCUGAGACCGAGCCACGGCAGCUUUUAUUCAUGCCGGGUGUUUAAAAGUUAUUACUUUGGUCAAGCUGUUUGACUCCACGAAGCCACGAGAGUCUAUGAGUGAUUUAGUCGGCUGUCAGACAGCCCUGGUGGAAACACACUCCAACCUUUGUGUGUUCAAAGGACGGUCCUGUCUCUGACUUUAUCCGACUCCUCAUUAGCCUCUGUCCAGAAACAGGAUCAAAACAGCGGGACAUGAUCUGAACGCCUCCCUUAUCCUUUCCUUUCUUUCAGAGGGAGUUGAUAUAUUCUCUUUGUGAUGAUGCAACCCACCUCUCAGGCUGCUCUCCCCUUUCUAUCCUCCACCUUUAAUUCUCCCGCUCGUCACUAAGUAGGAAUUAUAAUUAGCAUUAGCCUAAUUAGCUUACUAGCGAUUGUCCUUUUAGUGACCAAAGUCCUGGUUGCUGUCUCAACGUGUCAGUUUGUGUCUCAAAAAACGAGAACAAGAAGCUCGAUAGUUGCACUAAAAACAGUGGGCGGGCCUCAGUUAAUAGUCGAGUUAGACAAUAUAGUCGUGAACCACAGAUGAAUAUAUCUAUAGCUGCAAAUCCGUUUGAGCUAAAUGCUUCUUAAACUGCUUUUAUUGAAAUGUAAUCAUACACAGCCGGCACAUCAUUUGUGUUCUAUGUAUUCUUUGUCCUGUUGCUUUCAGGAAGUUGUGUAUCACAGCUUCAGCCUGGCCUUCAAAGCAAUACAAUCAGAUUCAUGUUGCUUUGUUUUUAAAAAAUAAACUGUGGUAGCAGUAAAUGUAGCGUCUGAAUAAAUGUGGACUCCUGCAGUGAUGACUGACAACAAAUUUAAAAAAGACAGUAUUACGUUUUUAAAAAAAAGAAAUCUGUAUUGAUUUCUACCUUUGGACUGAGGUGUAGUUUGUGACUUAGUUUCAGACCCUCAUUUUAUUGAUUUAGAUGUUUGUAGCAUGAACUCCUUUGACAGUAUACCGUGCACAUGCAGAUAGCUCUUUUUGUUUGUUUGUUUGUUUUGUGUAAUAUGUGCUUGCCAAUUUUCCAUAAGUGUGACUUAAUCUUUGCUUUCUUUGCACAGUGUCUCGUGGUUGUAUUUCAAAGCCGAGGGCAAAAUAAAAUAUCACUGACUUUCAGCACAAAA